Spinacia oleracea (spinach) is the source of this 567-nucleotide messenger RNA. RefSeq lists its product as uncharacterized. The transcript has 2 exons. NCBI's taxonomy places the organism in Eukaryota, Viridiplantae, Streptophyta, Magnoliopsida, Caryophyllales, Amaranthaceae. The record is from RefSeq and is a predicted model, not a curated record. The coding region runs from base 1 to 567 and encodes 188 amino acids. Gene Ontology annotation, molecular function: nucleic acid binding; RNA-DNA hybrid ribonuclease activity.
AUGCUAAAUACUGUUAUUCCUCAAAUUGCACCAACUUGUGCUAGAUGCUCUUCCAACAGUGAAACUCAUAUCCACAUUUUUAGGGACUGUCAUACCUCGUCAAUUCUUUGGAAUUUUAUCUUUCAAAGAUUGGGAAUCCCUGAUAAGUUUAAUUAUUCAAUAUUCCAAAAUUCGCCAUGGGGAAAGGGUAAGGAGAAGGUGGAAGAUUCAUCUAUUAACUCCCUCACCUGGUUACCCCCAGCUCCUGGAUUUCUGAAGCUGAACACAGAUGGUGCUUGGAAAGGGAUUGACAAGACUGGUGGUGGUGGAGUACUGAGGAAAGAAAAUGGUGAUUGGUUUCUGGGAUACUCAAGUAAAUAUAAUGCUAAGAAUCCAUUAGCUGCUGAACUUUUGGCUUUAAGGGAAGGGCUCUCUGUGGCAAAAAGUUUUGACAUUGACAAACUGGAAGUGGAAACUGAUGCUGGUUCGUUAAUCUUCAUGCUUGAUACUUCUACUGUAAACCCUUAUCCACACCAUGAGCUGGUGGCAGUUAUUGAAGAAGUACGUGGGAUGCUAUUGGCAACUUGA